CCGCGCGACAUAAUCCCACGCAAAUCCCCCCAUGGUUCGGGUCAGGCCGGCCACCGUCGUCCAAUCACAACAAGGGGUGACGGGAAAGCACGCCCCACCCAUGUGACGUAAACGCGGCCAGCAAGCCUGACAAACACCGAGCCGGACGUGACAAAAGCGUGGGUAGGGGAAAACCGCUCGUUGAAUUUUUAUUCUAAUGCACAAAUUGACACUUGAUCCUUCAAAAACACCAAAGUAAAUCGCUUCCAAACUUCACAAAACUCCAUCCAGACGUCGGCAGCAAUUCCGCAUUUCAUCUAGACGAGAAUGAUGGUGUUUCAGCGCUCAGAAACGGUCGGAAAAUCGGAGUUUUAAGAGGUUUUCUGGGAGAGAAUUUACGACCCCCAGCCAUUGCUUUUGUCUGGCGUGUACGGUCGUACCAUACGGAGAGAUAGACACUGUGCCCCGUGUGUGUGGGUGAUUGCGCUCCGUGUGCCGAGUCCGUCAAUGCCGAUGACAUAGUCACGCUACGAGUUUGCGACGGCGGUAAACACAGGCUGAAUUAGGUUUGAAUUGCGAUGUCUGGAAUGGCGGCCCAUCCUACCAACACCACCCCCAUCAAUCCCAGCAACCCUAGCGAGUAUCAGCUUUACCAGGUCCUGGAACGAGCCAACCUCUUAGGUUACUUCAACAAUUUCAUCCAGCAGGGUGGGGACGACGUCACCCAGCUCUGCGAAGCCUCCAAUGAGGAGUUCAUGGAGAUCCUAGCCCUGGUUGGCAUGUCAAGCAAGCCGCUACACAUCCGACGUCUGCAGAAAUCGCUGCAGGAGUGGGCUAAGGAGAACAACGUGCCUUACCUUCAUAGUCAGGCACAGGCUGCCACUCAGUCGCAGCCACAGCUAAAUAACAUGCCGUAUGCCUCGGCACUGGUGGGUCUGCACCCCCAGAACCAGAGUGUGGGGACUGUGGGAUCACAAUGGGGGGCUGGUCAUUCGUCCACCUCCGGUCAGUGGAAUGCUGACCAGCACCACUCAAGCCCCAGUGAAUCAUCUGGACAGGCUCCACCUUACGCUCACGGCGUGUCGCAACCUGCCAGUCAAACCCUGCAACAGGGCAGGACUAGCCAAAGCAACAGUAAGGGAGCAGCCUCUGACAAUGAGGAAUGCACGGACCCGCAGACAUUGAGAACAGUGGCCCAACGCAUCAUGGGUUCUCAAAAACCCUCCCUGAUCACCCAGACCAGCCAGAACAGGAAGCUCCUCAACAGCGUUCAGCACAUCUUGGAGAUGUCCCUGGACCAUCCUCAACGCCUGCAGGAGAUACAGAAGUGGGCACCCAUCUACGGACGCUUUGACUCCAAACGCAAAGACGAUAAACCUCUCACGGCACAUGAGAUCUCAGUGAAUGAGGCUGCCAUCCAGCUGUGCUGCCUGGAUCCCUACCUUCUUGUGCAGAGAGAUAGGCUGUUUCCUCUUGCCAGGCAGGUGGUGCGAGAGAGUGGGUACCAGUUCAAGCACGGACACUCCAGGUCAAUCAAGGUCAGUAAAAGUGACGACAGAGGCGGACACAGAGCCAAGAAAGUCAAAGUUGAAUCCGGGACGAGCAGUUACUCCGAAGUGACCACGCCAAACCCACGGACUGUUCAAGCAGAGAUUCUUAAGCUUAGGAGAGAGGAACGGAUGAACGAGAUCCUGAUCAACCUGAACAGCAUCGUGCAGAAACAGAGCGACAUCAAAGCCAGCAUAGCAGCGGCCCGGUCUGAGGACAACAUCCAGCAAGUCUACGAUCUCAAGGUUCAGCUAGAGAAACUCACCACUCAGCAGCUGUUGUUGAUGACCGAGCAGACCGACUUGAUCAAGAGACAACGUAGAUCUGACAGAUACUACGUGGCCAAGGCACGGGCAGAGGAAGAGAACGGGGACCCAGCCGAUAGGUCAAGUCCUGAGGCCACACCAGAUGACCACCUGACCGAUCCUGAUUGGGUACAGAGGUCAGUCUCCACAGUGCAAUCAGAUUCACCAGCUAUAGAGGGCGCUAGAACCCCAUCGGACAAGCAGCCACCGAAGAUACUGGACAACUCGGACCUUGCGCAGAGUUUGUUCAUACAGCAUACAUUAAUGGACGAGGGCUUGCGGGUUGCGCAGAACUAUGCUCUGGACGCGCGACGCUGCGUCCAAUCCGCAAGGCCGGCCAGUGAGAAUGGCCAACCUGUAGUGAAGACAGAGAGGCAGGAACCAGACAACCGGGAAGAGGCCGUCAACAGGGUCGCCGAGUCAACGAUCACAGCGCUUCUUAGCUUGUCCAGUAACAAAAAGACAGAGACGUGAACAUCAGGAGGUGCACGUCUCAGAAAUUUUGGAAAAUUUAAAUUUUUUAAAAACUUUGCGAACGUUUCAGACUUUGAGGAUAUAGUGCUUUCCUUUAAAGGUGCUUCCAUCAUUCAAUGAUGUAUCAAGAGUCAUUCAAGACCGAGGCAGUUAUAUGACAAUACUGCCCUCUAGUGUCUUCAAUAGGGCAAUGCUCUCACAACAAAAGUUGUGCGCCCUCCUUUUCAUUCCAUUGGACAUUUACAAAUCAUUGUUAGGAAUGUUUGUUGUUGAUCAAAAUAUUAUGCAUACAAAUUGGAAAGUUGCCAUUCGUGACAAUUUCCUAGAGAUUAUUUCCUAUAUCUCAAGGGUUGCACAUCAUUGAUGUUAAAGUCGUCUGAAAUCAUCUUUUCUACUUGUUAAAUAAAAUUGUAUUUUAUUUAUGAAUCGAUGAAGUGUUUCUUUUUUUAUUUGAGGUCUGUGAAAGUUGCAAGAUUGAUUGAUGCGACUAGUUGGCAACUUUUCCAUGCGACUGAAAGAAUACGGAACUGCAGUAAGACAUGACGUACAGUGAUUGCUUUAUAAUGCGAACAACUUUACAAUGAUAACAAAGUGGUCACAAUUUCUUCAUUCUUUAAUGGUUUAAUUCUCCUUUUUGAAAUUCCAUGCCAAAGUUUAACUUUCAAUGAGCCAUUCUGAAUAAUUUAUAUCCAAUUCAGGUAAAUAUGCCAAAAAAAGGUAUUAUUCAAUUAUUUACACGAGUAUUCUGCCCCCACAAAUCUUUACAA
This is a messenger RNA of Patiria miniata (bat star), 3073 nucleotides long. RefSeq names its product NGFI-A-binding protein 1-like. The transcript is spliced from 7 exons. NCBI's taxonomy places the organism in Eukaryota, Metazoa, Echinodermata, Asteroidea, Valvatida, Asterinidae. Gene Ontology annotation, biological process: negative regulation of DNA-templated transcription. The coding region runs from base 558 to 2306 and encodes 582 amino acids. Gene Ontology annotation, molecular function: transcription factor binding; transcription coregulator activity. The record is from RefSeq and is a predicted model, not a curated record. Gene Ontology annotation, cellular component: nucleus.